AUGCCAGAAGAAACAGUUCGACCUGCUUUUGAAGGCCGUGAGCGCCCACUUCUUUCCUAUGGCAUCGACUUUCCCACAGCAACAGCACAGCAUCUCAACAGCACAUUCCAGGCUUCGCGUGUAUAUGUGAUCUGCUCGGGGUCAUUGGCGCGAAAUAUCAAUGUAAUGGACCAGCUUGAGACUGUGCUGGGGCCGGAUAAGCUGGUCGGUCAUUGGAUUGGUAUGCGGAGCCACACUUUAUGGUCAGAGGUGCUGCAGAUUGCUGAAGAGGUUAGAACUGCGCAUGCUGAUAUACUCUUGACGGUUGGAGCUGGCAGCUUGACGGAUGGCGCCAAGAUCACUGCAUUGGUCCUCGCAAACGAAGUCAGCACACCAGAAGAGCUUGAAACCCUUGCAGAAGGCCCCAGAAGGCGACUAGAAAUCAAAGCACCAACUAUUCCGAUCAUUUCCGUACCAACAUCUCUCUCCGCCGGCGAAUACUCCAACUUUGCAGGCGGCACGGAAGACCACUCAAAGCGCAAAUACAGCUUCCAGUCACCGAUUCGGGGACCAGAGCUGAUUAUUCUCGAUCCGAAGCUGGCGGAAACGACUCCCGAUUCAAUUUGGCUUAGUACAGGUGUACGCGCAAUCGAUCAUUGUGUCGAAAAUCUGUGUUCCACAUCAGGUACGACCACGACGUCAGACAAACUGGCCCAGGGUGCGCUGAAAUUGUUGGUCCCUGGUCUCUUGCGCUGUAAAAUGGACCGAUCAGACCGUGAUGCGCACCUACAAUGCCAGCUUGGAUCAGUGGAUGCUAUGGCAGCCUGUACGAGUGGUUCAAUUGAAUUGGGUGCUAGUCAUGGGAUUGGACAUCAGCUUGGUCCACUGGGUGUCGGCCACGGUGAAACCAGUUGUAUCUUGCUCCCCGCCGUGUGUAAGUUCAAUGCUAAGUACAAUGCCAACCGCGAAAAACAAGCUAGCGUGCGCCAAUUUCUGAUUCAAGAUCCGGUUGUAUUGGAGGUGCUACGUGCCCGCUCGGUCACGGUGGAAGAAUCCGACUUGGGCGAUAUUUUGGAUGUCAUCAUACGCGAAUUGGGAAUGCCUCGGUCCUUGAGCGAGGUCAAAGUUGGGCGGGACCAAUUGGAUGGACUGGCAGAGAAUAGUCUGCAUGACCGUUGGUGCAAGACAAACCCAGUGCCACUGGAGGAGAAGUCUCAGGUAUUGGAGAUCCUAGAGAUGGUAGCUUAA
Messenger RNA from Penicillium verrucosum, 1227 nucleotides. Its product is annotated as iron-containing alcohol dehydrogenase. The transcript is spliced from 3 exons. The record is from RefSeq and is a predicted model, not a curated record. NCBI's taxonomy places the organism in Eukaryota, Fungi, Ascomycota, Eurotiomycetes, Eurotiales, Aspergillaceae. Gene Ontology annotation, cellular component: mitochondrion. Bases 1 to 1227 code for a protein of 408 amino acids. Gene Ontology annotation, molecular function: metal ion binding; alcohol dehydrogenase (NAD+) activity.